AGAUAACGAAAUCUUCGAGAUAAAAUUAAAUCUACUUAUUUUUCUACUGUAAAGAUUGAAUCACAGCGUAAGUGAAAAUCGAUUCUAAUUAUUUGAAAAAUGGACAAAGGAAAAGUGAAUAAAGGUAAAAAGCUCACUAGAUUGGUUAGCGUGAGAAAUGAAUAUAAAAACGGUGGAAUUCAAGAUAGUUCGUUGGCGGUUUUAGAAGAACUAGUUCAAUGCGGAAUAUGUUUGGAAAGGAUGUGCGAACCGCGUAUGCUUCCCUGUCAACACACCUUCUGUUUAGCAUGUUUGAAAACGAUCAUUUCCGCUAAACUUCUCUACCUCAAAGAUGGUAUUAAACUAGCAGUGAACACGGUUGUCAAAACUUACAGUUGUCCUGUAUGUAAAGCCGAAUUUUCUUUAAAAAAAGGUUUGGAAUCUUUGAACGAUUUAUCCAAGAAUUUCCACGUGGAAACUUUACUUAAAUUGCUAGAAGGUGAACAAGUAGUAACUUCUCCACAAGUUAAAGCGAUCGAUUAUAGAUGUGUCAAAUGUCAAACUAUUUCGGAAUAUCAAGAACACGUAUGUCAACAUUGCGUACAGAUAUUCUGUUCGAUAUGUUGGAUAGAUCAUUUGUCAGAGCUGGAUUCCAACCUAUCUCAACUCACCGAACAAAUCGAAGAAUCGAAACUGAGAUUGAGUCACAAAUCUCAAAAUUUCUCAAACCGAUGCGACCAACUUGUCGAAACAAUAAAAGAAAGUAUCGAACAGAAAAUAGCGAACAUUCGGGAAUCCGAAAAAAACGUUCUGCUGGAAGUUAAAGCUAUAAAAGAACAAGGAAAUGUUUUACACGAUAUGAUAACAUGCAGAGUUGAAGCAGUUAAAGGAAAAAUUCAAGAUAUCAUCAACGAUAAAAAACAGAACAAAAAUAAGAUAAGCAACUACAUGAAUAUUCAUCGAGAAACUGCGAAACUUUUCGAAGAAAUUUAUCACUACGGCGAAGCGCGAAUCGUUUACGACGCCGAACGAAUUAGAAUCGAUCAAGAUAAAGAAGGUAUCUACUUCGAUUUAACGGAAAAAGAUCAAACUAAAGGAGAAAACGUUGAAAAUCCUUACGAAAAUGUCGCUUCCAUGGUGAAACAUUAUAAAUCGAGAUCUUUUGUACCAAGGUUAUUAUGGUCGAAAUGUCCCAGACCGGGCGGGGUGGGCGUAGCUCCAUGGGAUCACAACAAAAUUUACGUCGCCGCAACGGAUACAAAAAAUAUCUUGAUACUAGAUCGCGCUAAAUUUAAACUUCUCGGUAGGAUAAAUCAUCCCGAGAUGCUGUGUCCGAUUAAUUUGGCAUUUUCGAAAAAAUAUUCCGAAAUAUUCGUAACUGAUAAAUGGAAACAUUGCGUCCACGUUUUUUCGAAUACCGGCGAUUAUUUGAGAAAAUUCGAUAACUUGCAAUUGAAAAGUCCAGAUGGCAUAGCGAUCGGACAGAGCGACGAAGUUUUCGUAUGCGAUACGGGGAAUAACCGAAUCGUCGUUAUCGAUUCCGAAAGCGGGAAACUACUCUCGACUAUAGGAAAGGGUGAGUUGCAUAUCCCCACCAGCGUCGCUAUACACGGCGAAAAAUUAAUCGUGGCCGACGUGGGGAACAACAGGGUUAAAAUCUUCAACAGAGACGGUGUAUUGUUGAAGGAAAUCGGAUCUUUUGGCCGAAAUAAAGGAGAGUUUCGUUCAGCGGAAGUCGUUGCAGUCGAUUGCUUGGGUUUUAUUCUAGUAGGAGACGCGGGGAACGCGCGAAUUCAAGUAUUCCAACCCGAUGGUAAACUGGUGACCAUAUUCGGAAGCAAAGAAGGAUUCGCUUGGAUUUCCGGUAUACACGUCACAUCUUCUUUAGACAUAAUUUGUACCGAUAGCAGAAGUAGAAGUCUAAGAAUAUUUUAAUGUGGAUAUUCUUAUAAUUGAAAUAAAAAUAUAUUAUGAAA
This is a messenger RNA of Diorhabda sublineata, 1955 nucleotides long. Its product is annotated as RING finger protein nhl-1-like. The record is from RefSeq and is a predicted model, not a curated record. Gene Ontology annotation, molecular function: protein binding; metal ion binding. NCBI's taxonomy places the organism in Eukaryota, Metazoa, Arthropoda, Insecta, Coleoptera, Chrysomelidae. The coding region runs from base 100 to 1914 and encodes 604 amino acids. The transcript is spliced from 7 exons.